CCUAAAUCUGGAAAACUUUUCAUUCGCAUACAAAUCCUUUUCUUGCUGUGUAAACAGCUAAUUAUUCUACCUCCAGCAAACGCAGAGAGAGAGAGAGAGAAUAGGUCAUAUAUACAUGGGAAGGGGAAGAGUUGAGUUGAAGAGAAUAGAGAAGAAGAUAAAUCGACAUGUGACAUUUUCGAAAAGGAGAUCUGGGCUUCUCAAGAAAGCUCAUGAGAUUUCUGUUCUUUGUGAUGCAGAUGUGGGUUUGAUUGUGUUUUCGCCCAAAGGGAAGAUCUAUGAAUAUGCUACUGGUGCCUGCAUGGGGAGGAUCCUCGAACGAUAUGAAAGAUAUUCUUAUGAAGAAUCACAGCUGACAGCAACGAACAUUGAAUCCCCUGUAAGUUGGACGGUAGAAUAUGCAAAGCUCGAGGCCAGAUUGGAGACUUUGCAAACAAGCCAAAGGUAACUGAGCCUCCCACUUUAUCUCUACUCCCUCAGUUAUAAUUAGUGCUUGUUUGAUAUAGGUCUAAAAGUGAGUAAAAAUUGAAGUU
This is a messenger RNA of Olea europaea var. sylvestris, 533 nucleotides long. RefSeq names its product agamous-like MADS-box protein AGL8 homolog. Gene Ontology annotation, molecular function: RNA polymerase II cis-regulatory region sequence-specific DNA binding; DNA-binding transcription factor activity, RNA polymerase II-specific; protein dimerization activity. Gene Ontology annotation, biological process: positive regulation of transcription by RNA polymerase II. The transcript has 3 exons. NCBI's taxonomy places the organism in Eukaryota, Viridiplantae, Streptophyta, Magnoliopsida, Lamiales, Oleaceae. Bases 116 to 448 code for a protein of 110 amino acids. The record is from RefSeq and is a predicted model, not a curated record.